Molecule: messenger RNA, 2071 nt
Organism: Cryptococcus amylolentus CBS 6039
Lineage: Eukaryota; Fungi; Basidiomycota; Tremellomycetes; Tremellales; Cryptococcaceae
Exons: 5
Coding region: 207-1943 (578 amino acids)
Biological process (GO): nucleophagy; protein lipidation; protein localization to phagophore assembly site
Cellular component (GO): cytosol; extrinsic component of membrane; phagophore assembly site membrane
Molecular function (GO): protein binding; phosphatidylinositol-3-phosphate binding; phosphatidylinositol-3,5-bisphosphate binding
Source: RefSeq, a predicted model, not a curated record
GCAUGAUGAUGCAGUGAAAGAGAUGACAGAAACGAUGACGUGGAAGCUCCCCACUCUUGUCCCGGAUGGCGUUCCGAGUUCCGUGUUGUGCAGUGGUUCCCUCAUCAACAGAGCAUCUCUAAUUCUUCUCAACCCUCCGCUUCUUCCUUUGCGCUCAAAUAUCAUGCCCCAUAUACCCUGAGCAUCAAGCCACCCGCCCACACACCAUGCAGCUUGGACGCUACUCUGUCUCAACCCUCCUCCCGCCGCCAGUCCACAGCAUCACCUUCUCCCCAGACGGCCGCUUCUUCGCCGUCGCUGCAGAGAAGGGAUACGAGGUAUGGAAGACAUGGCCCCUGGGACUAGUCAGAAGAAGAGUUCUCCCGGGAACUCUCGCGCUGGCUCUCAUACUACCACACUCGCCUCUUCUCAUCCUCCAAGGAGGCGGUGCUUCUCCCCUGUAUGCUCCGAACAAGGUCGUUGUGUAUAAUGACAAGGUCGGAGAGGCCGUUGCUGAGCUCGAAUUCGGUGAACGGAUACGAGGCGUAUCAGCAAGGAGAGGGCUUUUCUGUGUCGCUCUCUCGCGAAAGGUCGUUAUCUUUGAGUACGGCCUGAGUGCACACGAUUCGCUUGGGAAGGGCAAGGGCAAAGCAGUCGAAGGGGAAGAAGAUGGCUUUUGGAUACGAAAGUUGGGAGAAUGGGAGACAGCCAAAAAUGAGCAAGGUCUGAUGGCAUUGUCCACAGCCCCGGGUUCGACAUUGCUGGCUCUGCCCGGCCGUCAAGCCGGUCAUGUCCAGCUCAUCCCCUUGCCCUCUUGUCCAUCCUCUUCCCCCGAUCCGCCUUCUCCAUCUCGAACCACGCCAAACUCCACCUUUCGCUCUCCCAUCAUCCUUGCUCACACCCACUCUCUCGCCUCCCUGUCCACAACUCCGUCCGGCUCACACAUACUUACCACCUCGGAACGCGGUACACUCCUGAGAGUCUGGGACACGCAAAGAGGAAGGCUGGAGAGGGAGCUGAGGAGGGGAGUAGACCCAGCCGAAAUGUGGGGAGUGAGUUUUGAAGGGGACGUGGGUGGCAAGGGAAGGGUGGUGGGCUGGAGCGAUAAAGGGACGAUACACGUUUGGGGCCGUGAAGAGAGCAAGGAGAAACUUUUAUCACAACAUCAACCCUCCCUGACCUCUCUUCUUUCACGAACUCUCCCUCUUCCGAAAUACUUUUCCUCGACCACGUCUUCCGCCCAAUACCACCUCCCCCGAAAGAACCCGCACGCCUUCAGCGCGGCCUUGGGAGCUGCGGGGGUGCCGAGCAUGUCUAUGCGGGAGGCUGUUGAGCUGGAGGCGAAUAUGGGAGAGCGGUUUGUGGUGGGGUGGGUCGAGGUUGACGUACCUGUUGUCGCAGAGGAGAGCCUGGGGGUGAGGUUCGGAGAGACAGCCAAGGAAAGGGAUAGAGACAAAGAGGAGAGACAGAGGAGGGCGGUACCAAAUCCAGCCUUGGGCACGAUGGGAAGCGGGAUACCCAUGGGCUCGAGGGGCGAACGUCUCUCGUUCGGUUCGGACAACACGAGCCGUACGGCAACUCCUUCUCAACGGGCCGCCACUCCCACCCAAGCCAACAUCAAGACUCGAGGACGCUCUGUCGCGCCACAGAUCAGGCUACGGGGCAUGUCGAGCCACUACACUUCUGCAUCGCCCCAUUCGACAGAGAAGGGGAAAUCAAAGCCUGGGGCUGGGGAAGGAAAGGUGGAGACGAAGAAAGAGAUGCAAUUGGUUGCCAUCACGUUCUCGGGAGAUUGGUAUAGGCUGAGGAUACCUGAUCCCGCUCCUUCCCUGUCUGGACCUGGCAGCGGCGCUGGUAGAGGGGAUCAAGAGAAGGCGAGGGAAGAGGAGAAGGAGAAGAAGGAAAGUCGGAAGUGUGAGCUUAUAGAGUAUAGGAGAUUAGGUGUUGGGGGUGGGGGUUGGUGAGGUGUCAUCGUCGGUCGUGGUUUCAUCUUGUUACGUGUCUGAUGUCUGCGCUGCAUGUGGCUUGAUUGUAUACUCUAGUGUAUGUUCAUUGUAUAUGUUUGCAUGAAUUUGCCCAAUGUAAUGUUGCA